GUCGAAUCCGGCGGCGACGCCUUUAGGGAGCCCGCGAGGGGGCGCGUGUUGGCAGCCCAGCUGUGAGUUGCCCAAGACCCGCUGGGGGGCGGGGUCUCGCUCCCCGCGCCACGAGGCUCGGCCAAUGGGAACGCGCGCUGCGAGGCCCGCCGGUCUGCCCUGCGGUGCUGAAAACCCGGCGCUUAGGCGGCUGGCUCUGGGCGCGCGCCAGCAAAUCCACUCCUGGAGCCCGCGGACCCCGAGCACGCGCCUGACAGCCCCUGCUGGGCCGGCGCGCGGCGUCGCCAGGCCAGCUAUGGCCCCCGACCCGGUGGCCGCCGAGACCGCGGCUCAGGGACCUACCCCGCGCUACUUCACCUGGGACGAGGUGGCCCAGCGCUCAGGGUGCGAGGAGCGGUGGCUAGUGAUCGACCGUAAGGUGUACAACAUCAGCGAGUUCACCCGCCGGCAUCCAGGGGGCUCCCGGGUCAUCAGCCACUACGCCGGGCAGGAUGCCACGGAUCCCUUUGUGGCCUUCCACAUCAACAAGGGCCUUGUGAAGAAGUAUAUGAACUCUCUCCUGAUUGGAGAACUGUCUCCAGAGCAGCCCAGCUUUGAGCCCACCAAGAAUAAAGAGCUGACAGAUGAGUUCCGGGAGCUGCGGGCCACAGUGGAGCGGAUGGGGCUCAUGAAGGCCAACCAUGUCUUCUUCCUGCUGUACCUGCUGCACAUCUUGCUGCUGGAUGGUGCAGCCUGGCUCACCCUUUGGGUCUUUGGGACGUCCUUUUUGCCCUUCCUCCUCUGUGCGGUGCUGCUCAGUGCAGUUCAGGCCCAGGCUGGCUGGCUGCAGCAUGACUUUGGGCACCUGUCGGUCUUCAGCACCUCAAAGUGGAACCAUCUGCUACAUCAUUUUGUGAUUGGCCACCUGAAGGGGGCCCCCGCCAGUUGGUGGAACCACAUGCACUUCCAGCACCAUGCCAAGCCCAACUGCUUCCGCAAAGACCCAGACAUCAACAUGCAUCCCUUCUUCUUUGCCUUGGGGAAGAUCCUCUCUGUGGAGCUUGGGAAACAGAAGAAAAAAUAUAUGCCGUACAACCACCAGCACAAAUACUUCUUCCUAAUUGGGCCCCCAGCCUUGCUGCCUCUCUACUUCCAGUGGUAUAUUUUCUAUUUUGUUAUCCAGCGAAAGAAGUGGGUGGACUUGGCCUGGAUGAUUACCUUCUACGUCCGCUUCUUCCUCACUUAUGUGCCACUAUUGGGGCUGAAAGCCUUCCUGGGCCUUUUCUUCAUAGUCAGGUUCCUGGAAAGCAACUGGUUUGUGUGGGUGACACAGAUGAACCAUAUUCCCAUGCACAUUGAUCAUGACCGGAACAUGGACUGGGUUUCCACCCAGCUCCAGGCCACAUGCAAUGUCCACAAGUCUGCCUUCAAUGACUGGUUCAGUGGACACCUCAACUUCCAGAUUGAGCACCAUCUUUUUCCCACGAUGCCUCGACACAAUUACCACAAAGUGGCUCCCCUGGUGCAGUCCUUGUGUGCCAAGCAUGGCAUAGAGUACCAGUCCAAGCCCCUGCUGUCAGCCUUCGCCGACAUCAUCCACUCACUAAAGGAGUCAGGGCAGCUCUGGCUAGAUGCCUAUCUUCACCAAUAACAACAGCCACCCUGCCCAGUCUGGAAGAAGAGGAGGAAGACUCUGGAGCCAAAGCAGAGGGGAGCUUGAGGGACAAUGCCACUAUAGUUUAAUACUCAGAGGGGGUUGGGUUUGGGGACAUAAAGCCUCUGACUCAAACUCCUCCCUUUUAUCUUCUAGCCACAGUUCUAAGACCCAAAGUGGGGGGGGUGGACACAGAAGUCCCUAGGAGGGAAGGAGCUGUUGGGGCAGGGGUGUAAAUUAUUUCCUUUUUCUAGUUUGGCACAUGCAGGUAGUUGAACAGAGAGAACCAGGAGGGUAACAGAAGAGGAGGGACCUACUGAACCCAGAGUCAGGAAGAGAUUUAACACUAAAAUUCCACUCAUGCCGGGCGUGGUGGCUCACGCCUGUAAUCCCAGCACUUUGGGAGGCCGAGGCAGGCGGAUCACGAGGUCAGGAGUUCGAGACCAGCCUGACCAACAUAGUGAAACCCCGUCUCUACUAAAAAUAGAAAAAUUAGCUGGGCCUUGUGGCGCGCGCCUGUAAUCCCAGCUACCCAGGAGGCUGAGGCAGGAGAAUCGCUUGAACCGGGGAGGUGGAGGUUGCAGUGAGCUGAGAUCACGCCAUUGUACUCCAGCCUGGGCGACAGAGCAAGACUCCAUUUCAAAAAAAAAAAAAAAAUCCACUCAUAUAAAAGGUGAGCUCAGCUCACUGGUCCACUUCUCAGUGCCUUCUCCAUCCUCAUUUGCAAACCUCAGAGGGAUAAGGCAGUUGAACCUGAUGAGCAAGAAUUAUAACAGCAAGGAAACAUUAAUGCUUAGAAUUCUGAGAUCCAGCACAACUCAGUCUGUGGGAGCUCAGCUCGCUGCCCAGGGAUAGGUAUGACCUAUGUCUGCCUUAGGCUGCUGGGAGAUGCCAUUCUCCAGUUUCAGAAGCAGGCAGGGCAAAGGUCAAGACUGUGGUAUUGGGGUCUUUUGGCUCUGAAGGAUCCUGGAACCACUGAUUUUGGUUUAUUCCCUCCAGGGUCUAAUGAGAAUAAGAGGUGCUAGCUCUUACCAAAACAGAUGGUAGAGAGAGUUGCUGGCUAUUUAAAAAGCUCUUUCAUCUUUUAAUUCACCUCUUCUUUUCACCUCUUUAACCACUCCUCAGGAACAGAACACUUCUAGGACUGGGGGUCUUUUAGCUCCAUAAGCAAGUGAGCAGAUGGGACAAGUCAGUCUUUUCUCCCUAGAAACAAAGGGGAUGCCCAGUGGUUUCCCUUUGCUUCCCAACCUAAAAUUUCAAGUUUAAUAAAAUAGCAAUUAGCAGAAGUGACCAAAUUGGGAGAUAAUUAUCAUGAGGAAAGACAGAUUUCGGUCAUAAAGAAUGUAAGGGCUAUAAGUAGAAACUUUCUAUAACCUAAAUGAUGUUAUAGAAUUAUUUUUGAGCAGGAGCAGAAAGAUUAAAUAUGAUCACUUCAUACUUCUAAAUCAGAAAUAGGAAGAUUAAAACCACAGAACAGUUUGUGAUUUCUAUUGCUGUAGCUAGGUAUCUUACUCUGUCCACUCUUGUUCAAGUAUCUAACUCUUCUGGAAACCAAACAGGCUUUAGAAGAGAUUAUCCUAUAUUCCUAUCAGUAUAAUACUAAAAUGUAACUUUUUAAUCAUCUGGUUUUUAAAAGAUAAACAGUUUAGCCCAUCUCUCCAGAGAGCAAACAUAGGAAUAUGACUCAGGAGCCUCCUAGGGCUUAUCAUCAGCCCUCACACCCGCUUCCCCCUCCAACCCACAGCCUUUGCUUCCAGGUGGCAGGAUUACUACUUUGCCUCUUCAGCAGCAUCUACUCUAGGCAUAUUGAUCAUUUUAGACACUGAGAGAAGAGAACCUCAAACUAGGAGGAAAAGACAGAGCUUCCACUUAGUUUUGGGAGGGGAUGGCAGACAGUCAAGGAGAUGAGCGUCCUAAGGCAUGUUGGGAUAGGGUAAGAUGCACCACCCAUAGAGAGGUUUGUCAACACAAAGACAUGGAAGGUUAGAGGUUUGUCAACAAAAAGAUAUGGAAGGUUAGGCUUGUCAACACAAAGACAUGGAAGAUUAGAGGUUUGUCAACACAAAGACACAGGAAGAAUGGGCUGCAGAAGAUUUAGAUGUUUUCCAUUUGGGCACAUUUUACUUAGCUGGAGAACUAGGUUUAAAACAGCCUGGGUAGGAAAAUUAGAAGCAAGCUGGAUGCAGUGGCUCAUGCCUGUAAUCCCAACACUUUUGGGAGGUCCAGGCAGGAGGAUCACUUGGGCCCAGGAGGUCAAGCCUGCAGCGAGCUGAGAUCACACCACUGCACUCCAGCCUGGGGUGAUAGAACAAGACCCUGUCUCAAAAAAAAAAAACAAAAACUUAGAAUUGAGGAGUUGUACCUCCAUUGGCUUCCUCACUCCAAAAUAGGUGCUGAUCCUUCCUAUUCCUAUUCUUUGCCACCUUUUGGGUGUGGUGUCACCAGCCUGUUUAGCCAAGUAGCUUUGGGCAUAGGCUGCCCAAUCUGAGCAAACACCAGUGAGGCUCUAUUGAGCCAAGACCAGGUCCUCAAAGCACCUGAACCACUGUGGCCUUCUCAGCCUACAGCAGUGUGGUCUCUUACAUGGCCACAAAGGGACACACAGUGAGAAAAGGCUCGGAAUGUUACAAUGGUAAAAUGAGUGAUCUCAAAUCCACUGACAGAUAUAAAAUAGGCUUAGAGAGGAAAAGCUGCCUCUGGUCAAGUAGAUCAUGGCAGCAUGAAUUCCAACUCACUUUUUUACAACUCCAACUUCUAUGUUUAUCUUUGUUACUUUCACUUUUUUACAACCUGGCCAGAGGCAUUUUUUAAAUCAGGCCCAAUAUCAGUAUCCUCUUUGUGUGUGCCAAUUUUGUUAUCACAUCCCUAUGAAGUUGAAAAAUAAAGUUAAUUUUGACCAAAAGA
This is a messenger RNA of Pan troglodytes (chimpanzee), 4537 nucleotides long. RefSeq names its product fatty acid desaturase 1 (gene FADS1). The record is from RefSeq and is marked validated. Gene Ontology annotation, cellular component: membrane. Lineage: Eukaryota; Metazoa; Chordata; Mammalia; Primates; Hominidae. Gene Ontology annotation, biological process: lipid metabolic process. Gene Ontology annotation, molecular function: oxidoreductase activity, acting on paired donors, with oxidation of a pair of donors resulting in the reduction of molecular oxygen to two molecules of water.